AUGGCGUUGAAAGCGGGAUAUGCUAGUCAGGUAGUGAAAUUUGAUGCCAUAAUGGAGUCCAUUAAGCUGGUGGAAAUUGAGGCCAUUAGGAAUAAGAAGAAGGUGACGGGGAAGGAUGGCAAGGAAAAGAAUCAAGAUUAUCUUCCAUACACAUACCUAAUGGGCGAGUCUGUGGAUAUGUGGACCCAGUCACAUGAUGGUGGGAGAUGUUUUGGGGCAAUGACAACCAAUAUAUCAGAGUGCUUCAAUGGUGUACUGAAAGGUGCACGGGGCCUUCCUAUUGCCGCAUUGUUUGAGUUCACUUGGAACAAACUUGUUCAAUAUUUCCACGACCGGCGCAAAGAAUACCAUUUUGAGUUCUCAGAGGGUAAGAAAUGGAGUGAAUAUGCCUUCUCCACGUGGGAUGGAAAUAAGCGUAAAUCUAAGAAACACUAUCUCAAGCCAUUUAGCAAUGAAGAGCUGAUACUUCAAGUAGUUACCCAACUCAACACGAGUAGCGCAGGAGGGGGAAACCAUAGUUAUGAAGUUCGGUUACAGGAAAAAACAUGCAGUUGUGGGAAAUGGCAAAACAUAGGGAUCCCAUGUUCACAUGCAAUUAGAGUAUGUGACUAUUUACAUAUUGAUUCGACCACAUAUAUUCACCCAUGUUAUGGUUUGAACAACGCCCUUAACACUUAUGAGCAUGCAUUUGUGGUUCCAAAGUCGCAGUUGUUGUGGAGGGAUCCCAUAGGGCCAAAGUGGUUGCCUAAUCCAGCAUUGUUACGAGCUAAAGGUCGACCAGUGAAGUCGAGAAUAAGGAAUGAGAUGGAUGGAGUGAGGAAUAAGGAUCGAGAACUGGGAUGGCGGAGGGAGGACGCAGAUUUGAUAGAGAGUCAACCCAAGCAGACAUGUGGACUGUGUCAUGUUUCCGGGCAUAAUCGCAGAAAAUGUCCGCAGUCCCGUGGUGCUUCCACAAGCGGUCAUGUUCCAGAGCAUGCUUCCAUGGAUGAUGUUUUUGUCGUGCGGACCGGCGAUCUUAGGAAAAGUGACUACGUUGUAUCUGCUAUGUGA
This is a messenger RNA of Quercus lobata, 1050 nucleotides long. RefSeq lists its product as uncharacterized. NCBI's taxonomy places the organism in Eukaryota, Viridiplantae, Streptophyta, Magnoliopsida, Fagales, Fagaceae. The transcript has 2 exons. Gene Ontology annotation, molecular function: zinc ion binding. The coding region runs from base 1 to 1050 and encodes 349 amino acids. The record is from RefSeq and is a predicted model, not a curated record.